CAUGAUAAAUCGGGGAAUAUGUGAAACCUGUGAAUAGUUCUUGGAAGUGUUAUAGUUUGCAAUUUAUUUAAAUGCAGGGGAUAUAUCUCUGAAUAAGAUGUUUUGCAUACAUUCCUUAACUUAACUCUUAAGGUUUUCUUUUAAAAGUAAUCAAUAUUAGAAAAAGUUCAUGUCUAAAACGAUUGACAAUUAAAUUCCGGACAUGUUAUUGAGCAAUUUCAACACUUAGGUGUAAAACCAAUAUCCCGAACAUUUGAUUUACAGAUGAAGUCAACAAUGCGGGCGUUUUGAGCGAACAGGAAACGAUAUCAACCGAGGACGGUAGAAGCAAGUCAAUUACACAUCGGCCGUUGGAUAAAGACGUCGCCUGUAAAGGGAAUAUUCAGAUUUCCAUCAAGCGUUCUGCAAGACGUGAUUGUGGUUAUGUUACUUAAUUGUUCUGCACGAAGAACAUACUCGUAGUGAUAAAUAAAAUGCAACGCGUGUUUAAACCUUUUAUGUUCACUUCUACUUCUUAUUAAUAAAAUCUAUAUAUUAUUUUUUUUCAAAAGUACUGUGUUUAAGUGCAGAAGUGCUAAAAGCAGGAUUGAUCAUAGCUUUCAAGACAGAGACAUAAUCACGGCAGUUGGGAUUUUACUAACCAAGAGGAAUGGUAUAACUGUUAAUUCUGCAAAAGUUUCGCUAAUAUCCGGGAUAGCGGAAGAUAAGACCAAGCUCCAUCUCAGUAUGUUGAUAAAAGUAUUAGAAGGGAUAGGGAUUGCCCAAGGCGAAUAAAAGGCAGAAAUUAUCCAUGAAAUGCGAUUAAGCUGAUCGAACGUGUCUGAUUCAGAUGGAUUUGAUUUUUGUUGAAAUGAAAUGCAGGAUAUAAUCUGCUGGACGAAUUGUGAAUCGCUUUUGUGAAACAGACGACUGCUGUCGGUAACUUGAUGCAGAAACCAGGUCCUUGAAUAGGACUCACAAUAACACGAUCACAAACAUUGGCAGUAAUUUAAAAAAAUAAUAAUAUGGCGGACAUGGAGUUCGGGAAUGGAUGACAAUUCAUUGGAGGAUUAUAAUGCAUUGUAUCAUCAUGUGAUGAAGAUUGUGACUAGAAUCAAGUUGAAAUGACAUGUACACCAUAUUGGAUAUUUAAACCGGGAUAUGGUGUGUGGAAUACGAGUUACAAUGGAACAAUGACGAGAUUCGUGAGGACAGUAAUAACUCUACUUCUGUUGUUACUCAUCGGAACGGCCAUGCUAGCUAAAGGCGGGAGGGUGAAGGACUUCCGGUACUCGACACCUGCUCCACGCUUCCUGCAGACAGAGGACACCUACACGUACCACAAAGGCGAGAGAGCCAUCCUGUACUGCUCCGUCAAAAACCUGGGCACAAAAACGGUAAGCUGGAGACGCGCCAACGAAAGCUACUUCUUAACAAUCGGUACCCUGCCUAUGACGAGCGACCCUAGGUUCGAGGUCGCUCACAUCGAGGAUUCCCCCGACUGGAAUAUGAUGAUAUCCAACGUAACGACCACGGACAGCGGAAUGUACGAGUGUCAGAUAAGCUCCCGGGACAGAUACCUCCGCAAGGAAGUCUUUCUCCAUGUAAAAGACGAGUUCUCUUACGCGGAACCUCGUAUAACAAUAACAGGAUCACUUCAUCCCGACAGAGGAACGCAACUGUUAUUAAUGUGCAAUGCGUCAGGGGCAAUAACACCUCCAGAGUCAAUUGACUGGUUCAAAGACGGGAUAAAAAUUGUUCCAGACGGACAGAAAAAGGUGGAAAUGCGUAAAAAGCUUUCAAUAAAUUCUCGGACUAUUACGAGUAUUCUGACCAAAUCCUCGACGGAGAUGACCGAUACUGGAACAUACUCGUGUAGGACUUCGGACUUACAGGUUACCAGCGUCAAAGUCAACGUUUUAAAUACCAAUAAAAAGUCUCAGAAAAGAGAACCAGACGACGCUAAGGCCAGUUACACACUUGAUUCCGGCUCAUCUGCAAGUCAAAUGUCGACCUCUCUCAUAUUGGUAUCGUUUUGUCUGACACUGGUGGCAUUUGUCCGAAACGCUGCAUUGGACACCUAUUGAUGUUUACGAGAACCGUAGCGUUACAGUAGACUAAAACUGGAAGAACUAAUGUUAUAUGCCGUCGUUUUCUCUGUCAAAGUGGUUAUAGUGAACAAGUUCGCAUUGAUGAGUUUCAUGGCAAAUAAAGUUUGUUGGCAUAACUUUUAGAGAUGACAUGAUUGUUAGUUAUGUCAUAAUACCAUAUGUUUGAUAUUUGACCAGCACAUUGGAUACACAUACUUUGUCGUUGCAAGUAUUAACUCUAGUGUUUGUUUUUUAAAAGUCGGGACACUUAUGAUACCAUUUUAAAUUUAAACAGAAAUGUACUGUGCAAAUAGCUUUAGUGACCAUACAUUGCAACAAUUAAGUGAAAGAUCAUGUUCAUCGGGUUUGCUUAUUAUAAAAAACAUUAACUAUGAAAGAUUGUGUCUAUUUUUUAAAAAGAAAAUUCUUAGAAGCAUUUACGAUAUUAUCACUUCCAUCCUUUUUUAUGAAGUUGGUUGUUCUUUUUUUAAAUGAACAUAAACCUUGUUUAUUUUUUUAGUUACUACGGGUAUAUAACUAAUAUAUCUAUUUAACAGCUGCAAUACUAUUCAUUAGGCUACCUGUGUACAACUUAAAAACGCUUGAUCAAAGGGCGACUUCAAAGUGUCAAAUUUGGACAGUUGCAUAGUAUAACUUGUUUCAGUAUCUUUUAUUGAAUUAUUUUGAAAUGAUAAAUGUUUCAAAUCGGUAUAGUCCGUUGUGCAAAUGGAAGUUUUAAUGUUCAUUGUAGUACGUUAUUAAUCACUUAUAUAUGUUAGGCCUUCUCCUAGCUCUUGUUUACGCUAAAACCAAUGUAGUUAACAAAGAAGAACACAAUUUGAAUAUCAGCUAUUGUUCUGUGAAUGGAAACAAAAAUUUCUUUUCAUUCGUAUUGUAAUUUCGAGAUAUAAAAUUGGUUCUCUCCUUCUUUUACAAACAUUUCUUUAUUAUUUCUAAUUAAUAAUGGUCAUUUGACAGUUCACAAACAUUACUUUAUAGUCACAUUUUGUUUUGUUUCUACGAUACGGGUAAAUAUUGUAGUGCGUUUUGUUUCACAGAGGAGUUGUAUAUCAAAGUUUAAACUCUCGAAAUGGUCACUCAGUUGGCAUAUUGAUACAAACGGAACUUGUCAUUGACAAGAUCCUUUGACAGCAACAGCUUGUAGAUAAUGAGAGAUUCAACAUCUAACUGCUGGAAUCUUACGGAAUCAAAGUGUAUCAAUAAGACAACUUUCGGGUGUUGAAAGAUGUGUUCUUAGAAGAUGUAAUCGCACACAGAAUUUGAUAAAUUAGUCUUAUAUUAAUACACAUAAUGCUUCAUUGUUUACUCCCGACCAACUCAAACAUAACAUUUACAUCAGGUCAGACUUGAAUGAAUUCGAAUAUAUUUACAAACAUACGUUAAAGAUAAUGAAAUGAUUAAAAUUGUUCCUGUACUUCAAGCAUCAGGUUUAAGUGAUCAUGUUGUAACAGGUGUAGAACAAGUUUAUCACAAACUCACUGGCUUUAUAUGUUAACUCAUAUGUUCAUUCCAUUAUUAUUUUGUGAAUGGUUAAUUUGAUUAAUAAAAAUAAAUUAAA
This is a messenger RNA of Mya arenaria, 3648 nucleotides long. Its product is annotated as zwei Ig domain protein zig-8-like. Gene Ontology annotation, cellular component: neuron projection membrane. Gene Ontology annotation, biological process: synapse organization. Lineage: Eukaryota; Metazoa; Mollusca; Bivalvia; Myida; Myidae. Bases 1104 to 2066 code for a protein of 320 amino acids. The record is from RefSeq and is a predicted model, not a curated record. The transcript is spliced from 9 exons.